AUGGAGUACGAGGACGUGCAGCGCUAUGCAGACGAUGAUACUAAGACCAGAUAUCAAGAUCUCACCUUCCGCCACGCCAUGUCCGAAUCGCCCCAUUUCAUCUGGUGCACCGCAGGCUGCGGAUCAGGUCAGAUCCAUGACAGCGGCAGUCAGCAGCCCAUCGUAGCAUGCGUCAAAUGCGGAGCACGCUCGUGUUUCCACCACUCAGUACCAUGGCAUGAGAAUCUCUCGUGCGACGAGUACGACGCCCUCCUGGCGGACCCGGAGAAAUUCCGCAGCCGCUUUGAGAUCGACAACGACGAAGUCGCUACUGCCGACGAGGCGCGUCGAGCUCAGGAGGACGCAGACCGAGCCUACGCCCAGAGCCUUCUGGCCGAGGAGCAGCGAGCUGUUGACGAGGAGCGGAGGGAACGUCUGCGGCGGGAAGAAGAGGCACGCACGGCGAGGCAGCGUGCGGAGCGCGAGGAGCAGCAGCGGACGCUUGCCGAGCAGAGGAAGAUUGCUGCCAGGCGGAUGUAUCAGGAGGAUGAGAGCCAGAAGACGAUUGCUCGCACGACGAAACCUUGUCCCGGAUGCGGUUGGGCGAUUGAGAAGAAUGCAGGAUGGUAA
This is a messenger RNA of Phaeoacremonium minimum UCRPA7, 609 nucleotides long. RefSeq names its product putative ibr domain-containing protein. Gene Ontology annotation, cellular component: ubiquitin ligase complex; cytoplasm. Gene Ontology annotation, biological process: protein polyubiquitination; positive regulation of proteasomal ubiquitin-dependent protein catabolic process; ubiquitin-dependent protein catabolic process. The record is from RefSeq and is a predicted model, not a curated record. Lineage: Eukaryota; Fungi; Ascomycota; Sordariomycetes; Togniniales; Togniniaceae. Bases 1 to 609 code for a protein of 202 amino acids. Gene Ontology annotation, molecular function: ubiquitin conjugating enzyme binding; ubiquitin protein ligase activity; zinc ion binding. The transcript has 2 exons.